CGGCGUUCGCGCGCGUGCGCGAUGUACGACGACAGAGAGACACACAGGGAGCUCAGCGCGAGUGAGUGAGGAGGCGCUGGCAAAGCUGUAGUUCGUUGGGUCGUUCGUGGAAAACCCGCAGUAAAACUUGCAUAACAUCUGCACAGAUACGUGGGAAGCUGCGCCCAGAGCCACGACUUCAGACAGUGGAAUGAGCCAGUCCCAUGCUGCUGCUUUGUGGCACAGCCAAUGUGUGCCUCAAGAUUGGACCUCUGUUUCUGGUAUUCUGUAUCUAGGGGAUCCCCUGCAUUUUCAUGGUAACUGAGACAGAUCAGAGGUUAUAAGCCAUGGCAGUAUGGAUCCAAGCCCAGCAGCUGCAUGGAGAAGCCUUGCAUCAGAUGCAGUCCUUGUAUGGACAGCAUUUUCCAAUUGAAGUUCGGCAUUACUUGUCCCAGUGGAUAGAGAGUCAGACAUGGGACACCAUUGAUCUGGAUAAUCCUCAGGAAGAAUUCAGAGCAAAACGGCUGCUAGAAAAUUUAAUACAGGAGUUACAGAAGAAAGCAGAGCAUCAAGUUGGAGAAGAUGGUUUUCUUUUGAAGAUAAAACUGGGACAUUAUGCUAACCAGCUUAAGACAACCUAUGACCACUGUCCCCUGGAAUUGGUCCGAUGUAUAAAACACAUUCUGUACACAGAACAAAGACUUGUGCGAGAAGCAUCAAAUUCAAGCUCUUCUGGAGGUGGUCUUAUAGACAGCAUGUCUCAGAAGCAUCAUCAGAUAAACCAGACUUUUGAGGAACUACGGCUAAUGACUCAGGACACAGAAAAUGACUUACGGAAAUUACAGCAUAAUCAGGAAUACUUCAUUAUCCAGUACCAGGAAAGCUUACGCAUUCAAGCCCAACUUUCCAGCUUGUCAGCUCUACCACCAGCUGAUCGACUGCUCAGAGAACAGACUCUGCAGAAUAAAAGAACAACAGUGGAGGCAUGGCUGACACGGGAAGCCAAUACACUACAGAAGUACCGUCUGGAUCUAGCAGAGAAACACCAGAAGACACUUCAGUUGCUCCGGAAACAGCAAACUAUUAUUCUUGAUGAUGAGCUUAUACAGUGGAAGCGUAGGCAACAGUUAGCAGGAAAUGGUGGUCCUCCAGAAGGUGGAUUGGAUGUUUUACAGUCUUGGUGUGAAAAAUUAGCAGAAACAAUUUGGCAAAACCGGCAGCAGAUCCGAAGGGCAGAGCAUUUGAGACAACAACUUCCAAUUCCUGGGCCAAUUGAAGAGUUGCUCAAUGAUUUGAAUGGAACGAUCACAGAUAUUGUGUCUGCACUAGUAACCAGCACUUUUAUAAUUGAAAAGCAGCCACCACAGGUCCUGAAAACACAGACAAAAUUUGCAGCCACUGUACGACUGCUGGUUGGAGGCAAGCUGAAUGUGCAUAUGAACCCUCCCCAGGUGAAAGCUACAAUAAUCAGUGAGCAGCAGGCUAAAGCUCUCCUAAAGAACGAGAAUACCAGAAAUGAUAGCAGUGGUGAGAUCCUCAAUAACAACUGUGUCAUGGAGUAUCAUCAGACAACUGGGACAUUAAGUGCUCACUUUCGAAACAUGUCAUUAAAAAGGAUCAAGCGUUCAGAUCGUCGAGGGGCUGAAUCAGUUACAGAAGAGAAAUUCACCAUACUCUUUGAGUCCCAGUUUAGUGUUGGGGGCAAUGAGCUUGUAUUUCAAGUUAAGACAUUAUCACUUCCUGUGGUUGUGAUAGUCCAUGGAAGCCAGGACAACAAUGCUACAGCCACAGUGCUCUGGGACAAUGCCUUUGCUGAACCUGGAAGGGUGCCUUUCAUAGUUCCUGAUAAAGUGCUUUGGCCACAGUUAUGUGAUGCUCUUAACAUGAAAUUCAAGGCAGAAGUGCAAAGUAAUCGAGGACUAUCAGAGGAAAAUUUGGUGUUUCUGGCUCAGAAGGCUUUUAGCAGUUCCAGCAUAAACCCAGAGGACUAUCGUACUAUGACAAUGUCCUGGUCUCAGUUCAAUAGGGAGAGCUUACCUGGUCGGAAUUUCACAUUUUGGCAGUGGUUUGAUGGUGUUAUGGAACUUACAAAAAAACACCUUAAACCUCAUUGGAAUGAUGGGGCUAUUCUAGGAUUUGUAAACAAACAACAAGCACAAGACAUGCUCAUGUCAAAGCCAAAUGGUACCUUUCUUCUGCGAUUCAGUGAUUCAGAGAUUGGAGGUAUUACAAUAGCAUGGGUGGCAGAAAACCCAAACAAAGCAGGUGAAAGGAUGGUGUGGAAUUUAAUGCCAUAUACAACCAAAGACUUCUCUAUUCGGUCUCUGGCUGAUCGAAUUAGUGACUUGAAUCACCUACUGUUUCUGUAUCCUGACAGACCAAAAGAUGAUGUCUUCUCCAAAUACUACACCCCACCCCUCUCUAAAGCAGUUGAUGGAUAUGUGAAACCGCAGAUCAAACAAGUGGUGCCAGAGUUUGCAACAGCAUCCUCUGAUUCUUCCAAUGCCAACACAUACAUGGAGCAUGCUUCAUCACCAGCUGUUGGUCACUCACAAACAUACAGCAUAUACCCUGCCAGUGGUGACCCAAUGCUGGAUGCAGAUGGCGAUUUUGACCUUGAUGAUACAAUGGAUGUGGCAAGACAUGUUGAAGAGCUGCUUCGGCGACCAAUGGAAAGUCAGUGGAUAAGCCACACUCAGUCGUGACCUUUAACCUUUGCCCUAAAAGAAUAUUUGCAAAAUUAUCUGAUGGUUUAAUUCCAUAGAAUGUUGUUUCAUAUUUUUUUAAGGACCGUAAUGUGAAAUGUUAAUAAUAAUGGUUGUGAAUCUAAUAUUUGGAGCAUGGCAAGCAUAUCACAUUUUCUUUGUUUUUGUCUUAUUGACUUAUUACUUUUAAUUUCUUUUAAUUGCUUGUAAUACAAAACAAAACUGUUGUUUUUACUGCAGUGAUAAAGCAUAUGAUAUAUUGUAAAAAGACAAUUUGCAUAUUUUGUGUUUUAGAAAAUGGAAGCCUACUGUACAAAGCAAUCCUUUAAAGUUUUUUUCUUGGUUUGUUGGCACACAAAUGUUACCUUUAUUGAAUUUCACUGCCUUGCCAUGAAACAGGAUUUUAUUGUUUAUCUUUUUUAUUUCAUAAAGGUUCCAAACUUUUGCAGUCAUUUAACAAGAUAAUUAUUCCUGUCAGUUUCUGUGUUUUAGAAAUAUUUGUGUUUUGUUUACGCUAUGUGGAAACAGUGAACCCAGUUUUUGGCAGUGAACUGAAUGUUUGAUGAGGGUGCACUUUGACUCUUGAUGAAUGAUAGAAGGAAUCUCCAUUAAGCAGGAUUAUGGAUCUAGUGAUACUAGCUUCUUUUUAUGCCUACUUCUUUGUUAAUUAUACAAAACAGUAUAUGCAUUUAAAAGAUGGAAAUAAUAAGUUGGGGUUAAGAACUUUUUGCCCUUUGUAUUAAAUGUAUUAUGCAUUUUGUAACAUUUAUUUUGUCCUAGAUCCAAUCCUUUUUCUCCAGUGGCCUUAGUAUUGUCCCUACAUUUGGUAUUUAUGAAAUAGUUUAAAAGUGUUCCCACUAAAAUGCUUUGAAAACUUACUUUGAUAUACCACAUAGAUAGGUCCUCACUAAUAAGCCAUAAGGAUCUCAGGAAUGUAACUGACUGCAGAAAACAAUGUAUUCAUGGGUUUUGUAGCAUUACAGUGUUAUGAGUAUAAAGAAAUAUUUUUCUCAAAUAUUAUUUUCCUAUCUAUAUACCUAUUGCAUACAGCUGUAUUCCUGGACAUAUAAUGAAAAUUGUCCAUUGAAUCAAAUGAACCUUGGAAUAACAACAUAAAAAUGCCAUACAAAAAUCUUAAAGGUAUACUGAAAGAUGUAAUGUUACAAUGAAGCUUGUUAAUGUGUUUUGUGUCUAAUUGACUUCUUUCUUGAAAAGAUACUCCAGGGAAUUAUAUUAACACCCAUUAUUUCCAGUAUAUUGUAAUGUAACUUAGAUAGCUGGUCCAAAUGAGCUGGGCUCUGUCUUUCUCUUUCUCUGUUUCUUUCUCACACUCAUGUAUGUAUAAAAUACAUACACAAAUGUAUAAAAGUAUAGGAGGAGCUGUGCUUUUUUUUUACGUGUUUUUAUUCAGUUCUUGGACGUAAGUUUACAGAAGACAUUAAAGUUUUUCAUUAAAUAAAUACAAAAUAAAUAAAUAAAU
This is a messenger RNA of Erpetoichthys calabaricus (reedfish), 4164 nucleotides long. RefSeq names its product signal transducer and activator of transcription 5a (gene stat5a). Gene Ontology annotation, molecular function: DNA-binding transcription factor activity, RNA polymerase II-specific; RNA polymerase II cis-regulatory region sequence-specific DNA binding. Gene Ontology annotation, biological process: defense response; growth hormone receptor signaling pathway via JAK-STAT; response to peptide hormone. Lineage: Eukaryota; Metazoa; Chordata; Cladistia; Polypteriformes; Polypteridae. Bases 327 to 2684 code for a protein of 785 amino acids. The record is from RefSeq and is a predicted model, not a curated record. The transcript has 21 exons.